AUGAAUGAAGCUCAUAUCGACCUGACCUGCAGCACAUCUUGCUGCAAGAUGUGUGACCAUGGUGAGGGAUCAUCAAUUGUUACUGGUGAGAUCAACUGGUUGACCAUGGACUCGAGCCCUUGCAGCACUCCUUAUGGCACCCCUAUUUUUACCCGAGAAAAUUCUUUCUCAAGCUUUGCCAGUUGCUUUUCAAGCCUUGGUGACUCUCUAACAGAUUCUGAUUCUGAAGAGGAGAUUUAUCUCCAAGAUACUGGUCAAUUUCAUCAUGAUAACCUAUUAAGCAAUGAUUUUAUGAAGCAAGAAGGGAGUUCAGUACGAGUGGAAGAAUGUCAAUUCAAGGAUAUUGCCGAUGACUGUGCUAUUUUUUCCAUUCCAGUAAAACAAUAUAUUUCAUCUGCUGAACAACAGUUGGAGAGACAUGAAGACUCCACCAAGGGAAAUUUUGAUGCCAUUAAUAUUUCAUUGGAUUCAGAUGUAUCUUCUGAGGAGAGAAAAGAUAUCCAAUCCGAUGAUCAACUGGUAAGAACGAAAUGUGGUGUACCAGUGGAAGAUAUUGAUCAUAAACAAUCAGGUGUGAUAGUUGUUGAACAGAUCACUAGCCUUCCCAUGCCAGGUGGUGAUAUUUUUCCAUUGAAUGAACAAGUUAUGGAUGAACCCAGCAGUACCGUGGAAAAUGCAAAAGUUUAUAACAAUAUAUCGAAUACCGAACCUGAAAUGAAACAUGGUACUCACUUUGAAAAUGAAAACGAAUGCCUGUACCCGCUAUUAUUGCCCAGUUUUGAUGCAGAUCCUCUCAUUUGGUUACCACCAGAACCAGAAAAUAAGGAAGAUGACUUUGAUACUGUUUCUAAUGAUGAUGACGAGAGUGGCACUAACAGCACUGGGUGGGGUAGGUCAAGUUUCAAGGUUAACUUAGCAGAGAGAAACAAGGAAAGCCGUGAAGACCAAUUGCAGAAAGUAAUGUCAGAAGUCAUGAAUGGGCAAUUCAAGAUCCUAGUAAGUCGCUUCUUGGCUGCUGAAGGGCUUUCUUUAUCUGAUGGAGGCACCGAUAAAAACUGGCUUGAUAUUGUUGCGUCAUUGUCAUGGGAUGCUGCAUUACUUGUCAAACCUGAUGCCAAUUCCGGAAAUGCAAUGGAUCCUGGUUUGUAUGUGAAGGUGAAAUGCAUAGCUUCAGGAUCUUACCAGCAGAGUGAAGUGAUCAAUGGUCUUGUUUUUAAGAAGAGUGCUGCACAUAAACAGAUGCGUGCCAAUGUAAAGCAUCCAAAACUGUUCCUUCUUCAGGGCGCCCUUGGCCAUUCGUCAACAGGGCUAUCAUCAAUAAAUUCGAUGAAACAGGAAAAUGAUCAGCUGGAGAGAACUCUUUAUGAAGUGAUAGUCAAAUGCCAGCCUGAUGUUAUAUUGGUCGAGAAAGCAGUUUCCCGUAACGUAAAUGAAUAUAUUCAGAAACAAGGAGUUACGGUAGUAAGUGACAUGAAUACUCGUCGGCUGGAAAGAAUUGCUCGUUGCAUUGGCUCUCCAAUUGUAUCGUUGCAGAGUGUUCUUACGAAACCCAGUAUUAUUAAGCAGUGUGAGUCUCUCCAUUUUGAAAAGUUUGUUGAAGAGCAUAAUAUUACUGGAGAAGACGGAAAGAAAUCAUGCAAAACAUUUUUAUUUCUAGAGGGUUUUCCAAGACCUCUGGGAUGCACGAUACUGCUGAAAGGAGCAACAAGGGAAGAACUUAAGAAGAUUAAGCAUGUGCUUCAUUUCACUGUCUUUGCAGCUUACCAUUUGAUCCUUGAAACUUCAUUCUUUGCUGAUCAAAAGUUGUUUACAACAGACAAAACUACCACAGGGAAAGAGAAGUGCUUUAAAACUAAUCCACUACUGCUUGGUCCCAGUUAUGAUAGUUCAAAAAACAGUGACACCAUGAAUAACACUCCAACUUGUGAUGAUCAGUAUCCUAAUCAGGAAAAACUCAUUCAUACUGAAAAAUCAAUACCAUUGCAUCUUCAUGAUUCCAAAACUAUGACAUCUGAAGAUCCUGCUGGUGAAGAGCAUAUUGACAGCAAAGGCAUUCAGUCAUAUUCAUCCCUGCCUGUUUCAGAUCCCUCGACAAAUUUUAUGCAGGACAUGUCAUCACCAGAUUGUGCCGAGUCAAACACAUCUGAUGGUUUUGAUGGCUCACCAUUCACUGAUACUUCCAAAGAGGUGCAUAAGAAGCAAUUGUCUAGUGACAAUUUUCAGGGAACUUUUGAUGUAAUUCGUGCUGAGAGUGGAGCUGCUUUGAAUACUCAGGACAUCUUGAUUUCAAUGUCUAGCCAACAUAUCAGGAACCAAGCUGUUUGUGAGCAGAGUCACCUUUCGCGGAUAACUUAUUAUGGGUAUUUCGAUACAUCUCUUGGACGAUAUUUGCAAGAUACUUUACUUAAUGAGAAACACAACUGCCUAUCAUGUGGUGAAUCUCCAGAAUCUCACAUGUACUCUUAUACCCACCAUAAUGGUACUCUCACUGUUCUUGUGAAAAGACUUCCCUUGGAGUUGACACUUUCUGGUGAAACUCAAGGAAGAAUUUGGAUGUGGACCAGAUGCUUGAGAUGCAAUGCUAAGCCGACCCAUAGGGUUAUAAUAUCUUCCUCUGCUCGGAAUCUGUCGUUUGGGAAGUUCUUGGAACUCAGCUUCUCAACCCACUCUGCUGCCAAGAAGCUACCAACAUGUGGGCAUUUGCUUCAUAGAGACUGCUUACGUUUCUUUGGAUUUGGAUCCAAAGUUGCUAUGUUCAGAUACUCAUCUGUAGAAAUAUAUUCUGUUUGUAAGCCUCCAUUGAGUUUGGAGUUCAAUAACCAAAACGAAAAGGAUUGGCUUGAUGUCGAAGUGAAUAAUGUCCUUCUUAAAUGGAAGCAACUCUUCACAGAAAUUGAAAAUGUAAUACAAGACUUAAGAUCAAGAUACUCUAGUCAAGCCAUGGGGGAAGACACCAACGUUUCAGUAGAUGAGGGAUUACUUUUGGAGGUGUCUAGGAUGCUCACACAAGAGAAAAAUGAAGUUGAGGUUUCUCUGAGGGAGUUUAGCCAAAUUGCCAUAUCCGAGAGUUUUGCACAUGGGAUCCUUGGUUUGAACUGGCUGUACCAGCAACUUCUUCUUGGGUUCCACAUUUGGGAUCUUCGGUUGCUUCAUAUUCUGCAGUACACUAAAGUUAAUACUGCAUCUUCAGACAAUUCCAUUCAUGACAGCACAGCAAAGAAUGAGCUGAAGAGUUUGGGAAGUAUUGCAAUCCAGGACACACCGUUAGUGAAGAAAAUUGGAACAGAAAGAAAGGAGACAAUUAUAAAUUCUUCUGACGGCUCUGAAGAUCCAUUUGGUGAUACAGUUUUGGAUAAGGUUCAUCUUACUGAUAAACUAAUAACCAAAGAGCACGAUUUGUCCAGUUAUCAAGAUCAUGAUGUAAGAUCAGCUCUUUCCUCUCUAGGCGAAGCUGCUGAUCAGUUCGAAACCUCUGUGGAGAUUGCUAAUGAUAAUUGUUCAGAGAAAUUAAACACUAUACCAUUUACGAAUGAUGAACAACCUGCAGCAUCCAAUGUAAAUGAAAUGCAUCAUGUUGUCAUUCCAAGUGAUGAUGCAGGAAAAUGGGUCUGGAAUCAAUUUAAUCAAUUGGAAAUGGAAUACAAGAAAGAACUUCAAGGUGGUUCUUUGUAUAAAUUUUACCUCAUCAACAAAUACACCCCAUGUUCAUCAUCAUUGGCACAAUUAAAGCAUCAAAUGGACUUGGGGCAUUUUAUAGCUGGCCGUGGUGGUAAUAUUUUUUCAAUUUCUGAGGAAGAAGUUUCUAGCAUUAUUGCUUACGCUCUAAUUAUAUCUGAACAACAAGGGUUCUAUUCUGAAGCUGCAUCUAGCAACUUGGAUAGAAAUGCUUCUAUGCUGUCAUCCACGUUGUCUCCAAAUGAGUCGUUAGAAAACAACCAUAAAUUUUCAAGGUUUGCAUCACCAGUAUCACCUGAGGAAGCAACAUCAGGGUUUUAUGAUUCAUUUCUGUCAGCUUUAAAAGAUCUGCAUCACGAAAUUGAUCUGAACAAUGAAAAGAUAGCUCUGAGAAGCAAAUAUACUGUCGUUUGUAUAUAUGCAAAACAAUUCCAUGAUCUUCGGAAGAUAUGUUGCCCAUCAGAACUUGCAUAUAUUUCAUCAAUAAGCCGCUGCAAAAACUGGAACGCGCAGGGUGGAAAGAGUAAGGUUUUCUUUGCGAAGUCAAUGGAUGACCGAUUUAUCAUAAAACAAAUCAAGAAGACUGAGUUUGACUCGUUCUUAAAGUUUGGUCUUGAGUACUUCAAGCAUUUUUGUGUAUCUCAGGUUUCAAGCAAUCCUACAUGUCUUGCGAAAAUUCUGGGAAUAUAUCAGGUUAAGGAAACUAGGAACGGCAAGGAGACAAGGGUUAACUUCAUGGUUAUGGAAAAUCUUUUGUUUGGACAUAAUAUAAUACGCAGAUAUGACCUGAAGGGUGCUCUUUUCUCACGGUAUAUUCCUGAUUCAGAAAAUCCUGAAAAGGUGCUGUUGGAUCAAAAUUUUAUUGAAGACAUGCGUACCAUGCCAAUCUACAUUGAAGGAAAAACUAAAAACUUCAUGGAAUGCGCUAUUUGGAACGACACAUCUUUCCUAAGUCGCAUGAAUGUCAUGGAUUACUCCUUGCUUGUUGGAGUUGACAAAGAGAAGAAAGAGCUUGUAUUUGGAAUUAUAGAUUAUUUGAGACAAUAUACGUGGGACAAACAGCUGGAAUCUUGGGUGAAGACAUCUCUUUUUGUUCCAAAGAAUCUAUCCCCAACUGUAAUUUCACCUAGGGAGUACAAAAUAAGAUUCAGGGCGUUUAUGUCACAAUACUUUCUAUCAGUUCCAGAUGCUUGA
Miscanthus lutarioriparius is the source of this 4869-nucleotide messenger RNA. Lineage: Eukaryota; Viridiplantae; Streptophyta; Magnoliopsida; Poales; Poaceae. The record is from the annotation of a GenBank genome assembly.